Manis javanica (Malayan pangolin) is the source of this 1831-nucleotide messenger RNA. It is a transcript of the gene CHGA, whose product is annotated as chromogranin A. Lineage: Eukaryota; Metazoa; Chordata; Mammalia; Pholidota; Manidae. Gene Ontology annotation, cellular component: chromaffin granule. The record is from RefSeq and is a predicted model, not a curated record. Gene Ontology annotation, biological process: defense response to bacterium; negative regulation of catecholamine secretion; negative regulation of insulin secretion.
GCGGCCGGCCCUGCCGCUGUCGCUGCUGCUGCUUCUGCGGUAGCCGGUCCCGGUGCGGGGAGGCUAGUGGGCGGACCAACAGACGGACGCACACGCAGGAACGCUGCGCCCCCCGGCCCCGCUCCAGCUCCGCCGCCCGCCCCCAGGCCGCCGGUUCAGCCACCACUCGUCUCGGUGUUGCUCGGCGCCCCGGUUCGCCAUGCGCCGCGCCGGUGUCCUGGCGCUUCUGCUCUGCGCGGGGCAAGUCAUUGCCCUCCCUGUGAACAGCCCUAUGAAUAAAGGGGACACUGAGGUGAUGAAGUGCAUCGUUGAGGUCAUCUCUGACACACUGUCCAAGCCCAGCCCCAUGCCUGUCAGCCAGGAGUGUUUCGAGACACUCCGAGGAGAUGAACGGAUCCUCUCAAUCCUGCGACAUCAGAACUUGCUGAAAGAGCUCCAAGACCUCGCUCUGCAAGGUGCCAAGGAGAGGUCACAUCAGCAGAAGAAACACAGCAGUUUUGAGGAUGAGCUCUCAGAGGUUCUGGGGAAGCAGGACGACCAGGCCGAUGUGAAGGAGGUGCCUGGAGAAGCAUCCCCCAGGGACGCCGCCGAGAAAAGAGGGGAUUCUGAGGAGGCGAAGAGUGGUGAAGACACGGAUGGGGCCAGGCCCCAGGCCUCCCCAGAGCCUGGGCAGGAGCCCAAGGUUGAGGACAACCAGGCCCCAGAGGAGGAGGAGGCCGCCAACACCCCCCUCCCCAGCCAGAAACACCCAGGCCCACAGGCCAAGGGUGACAGCGAGGGCCUCUCCCAAGGUCUGGUGGACAGAGAGACGGGCCUGGGUGCAGAGCAAGAGCAGCAGGCAAAGAGAGGAGAGGAGGAGGAGGACACAGAGGCUGGAAAGAAGGCUGUCCCUGAGGAGGAAGGCCCCACCGCAGCAUUGAAGCCCCACCCAAGCCUUGGCUACAAGGCGCUCCGGAGGGGCAAGAGCUGGUCCGAGGCUCUGGCCGAGGGUGGAGCCAGGAAGACUGGGGCGGAGGAGGCACCGCGCCCCGAGGGGAAGGGGCAGCACUCCCAGCAGGAGCAGGAGGAGCGGCUCUCCAAGCAGUGGGAGGAUGCCAAGCGGUGGAGCAAGAUGGACCGGCUGGCCAAGGAGCUGACGGCCGACAGGCGGCUGGUGGCAGAGGACGAGGAGGACGACCCUGACCGCCCCAUGAAGCCCGCCUCCAGGGCCCGGGCCGAUGGCUCCCGGGGCCCUGGGCUGCAGCUGCGACGAGACUGGAGGCCGUCCUCCCUGGAGGACAGCGUGGAGGGGGGCCUGCCCCUCCAGGUGCGCAGCUACCCGGAGGAGAAGAAAGAGGAGGAGGGCAGUGCCAACCGCAGACCAGAGGACCAGGAGCUUGAGAGCCUGCUGGCCAUUGAGGGGGAGCUGGAGAAGGUGGCCCACCAGCUGCAGGCGCUGCAGCAGGGCUGACGUGCCAGUUGGCCCCAUCAGCCAGGGCUCCAAGGCAUCCUGUGGUCCUGGCUCUGUUGUCCCCUUUGCAGGUCCUGGCCAGACGGCCUGGGCGCUGCUUCUGGUAGGGAGGCUGGGCCCAGCCCACCCUCCUGCCCCCACAUCCUUUCCUUCACCCCUGCCCCUGUGUACCCCUCUGUAGGGCUGACCCCUAUGACUUUUAAGGAUUACCUUCUCUCUGAACACAGGCAGCUCUCUAGAGUUUCCUUUCUACCAUCAGAGCCAUUGGCACAACUGCAGUAACUUCCGAUCUUUGGUGAGAGCUGAGAGCUCCUGCUUGUAAUGUACUCUGUAUGAAAUUUAUCUAAGGAAAAAUAAAUCUGCUCUGGGCUCUUUCCUCUU